This is a messenger RNA of Nothobranchius furzeri (turquoise killifish), 5531 nucleotides long. RefSeq names its product protein Smaug homolog 2. Gene Ontology annotation, molecular function: protein binding; translation repressor activity; mRNA binding. The record is from RefSeq and is a predicted model, not a curated record. Gene Ontology annotation, biological process: nuclear-transcribed mRNA poly(A) tail shortening; negative regulation of translation; regulation of mRNA stability. Gene Ontology annotation, cellular component: P-body. NCBI's taxonomy places the organism in Eukaryota, Metazoa, Chordata, Actinopteri, Cyprinodontiformes, Nothobranchiidae.
ACGUCGUUGUGCCCACGUCUUACGUCAACUCAAAAUCGAAGUGGAUUUCUCCAGGCGUACACUCCUUAUUUUCUGUAUUCCAGUUAGCAUUUUUGUAUAUACGUUCUUUAAGAUGUUAUUUUUGAAGUAACAGAGACACACUGCUAUAUUUGGGAUAUCCUUAAAGGUUCCUACGUGUGAAAUAGAGAUCUACGCCUAUUUAAUUUAAGCCAACGUAACUGCAGCUGCUAGCUCCCUGCUAUCCCUCCCUCUACUCAUACUGACGAGCUAGCUGUGCAUUAGCGCUUUAGCCUAGCUCCCUGACCAGAUACAACUGAGAAAAAGGGCAAAGAUCCAGAUCAUGUUGGAGUAAAAAAACAAAAAAGCAGCUUUUCCUGUUUGGAUCAUCACCUACGACAGUUGACAUCCACCUUAAGCCUGAAGACAUCCUCCCAAAAACUUCCUACAACAUUCCUCCAGUACCUGAACCAUGUGAGGGCCCCUCGGUCCAAUCUGAGGGGAUCUCAGGGCGGUUGAAGGAAUAACCCCGCUGUGCGGAGCAAGACUUUUCCUGUCUCUCUCUGAUCAGCCUAACCCUCCCUGUUCACACAUUCCCCGUUCUCCUCAACAAGGAGACACGCCAUGAUGUUCCGAGACCAGGUGGGUGUCCUCACAGAUUGGUUCAAAGGCUGGAAUGAGUGUGAACAGACGGUGGCACUCUUAUCCCUCCUGAAGAGGGUGUCCCGCACCCAGGCCCGCUUUCUGCACAUUUGUCUUGAACACUGGCUGGCAGACUGCACCGAGAUUCACAUCCUAGAAGCAGAGGCCAAUAAUGCAGCAACAGUCAGCCAGUGGCAUCAAGAGCCUAAAGAGAAAGUGGUGUCCCUGCUGUUGUCCCAUUUGCCCCUGCUGCAGCCACGUAACUGUGAGGCCAAGUGUGAGUACAUGAAGCUGCUGCAGAAGGUGCUAAGUCACACAAUUGAGAGCAGCCACUUUGUGGAAGCAAGCAGACAGCUGCUCUCCUAUGCACUCAUCCACCCUGCUACCACCCUGGAGGACCGCACGUCUCUGGCCAUGUGGCUAAACCACCUAGAGGAACACCUUUCAGGUGGCUAUGCAUCUCGGGUACCGUCGAGCCCGUACCACCCACGCCAGGGCUCCGACGAGUGGCCGAGCUCUGCCGAGGCUCUCGACCCUGGCAACACUUGGCACGACAAGUCCCCGUCAUCCAGCUCGUCUCCCGCAGGACAGAACGGACACAUGGCCUUUCCGGGCGGGCUGCCCUCACCUAUUAGCAGCAAUAAUACAGGUUUGGUGGGGCAGAUGCAGCCCAGCCCGCUGAAGAAGUCCAUGUCCAUUGUUCCUUCUAGUCCUCAGACUUGUGGUUCUGAGUGGGUAACCCAGGACGACACAGGGGGGCGGCAGUCGUUCAUCCCAACGGACCACGCUCCUCUUUCACCCCAGAGCAGCAUCGCUUCUUCAGGCAGCGAGCAGACAGAAGAGCAGGGCUCCGCUCGCAACACCUUCACGGAGGAUGGCAGUGGCAUGAAAGAUGUUCCAGCCUGGUUGAAGAGUCUUCGGCUUCAUAAAUACGCGUCGCUGUUCUCGCAGAUGACCUACGACGAGAUGAUGAUUCUGACAGAGCAGCAUCUAGAGUCUCAGAAUGUCACCAAAGGAGCACGGCACAAGAUUGCCUUGAGCAUCCAGAAACUGCGAGAGAGGCAAAGUGUGCUCAAGUCGUUAGAAAAGGAUAUUUUAGAAGGUGGAAACCUGCGCAACGCCCUUCAGGAGCUUCAGCUGAUUAUCAUCACCCCCAUUAAGCCCUAUAGUCCACCCGACGCAGCGCAGCCCGCCCCGGAUUCCUCCUCUUCCUCGUCAGAAGUCACAAAAACGGGAGCGGAUCAAGAGGCACCGUCGGAAGACUUCCAGUCCAGCAACCCACCUCCCUGUGAUGGAGACUCCUCAGUCACGCCCAUCUCAGACGGCGACAUUGCGGGGCAGUUUACCCGUGUCAUGGGUAAAGUGUGCACCCAGCUGCUGGUGUCUAGACCAGAUGAGGAAAAUAUUAGUGGUUAUCUUCAACUUAUUGAAAAGUGUCUGACUCAUGAGGCUUUUACAGAAACGCAUAAGAAAAGGUUAGUCUCUUGGAAGCAGCAGGUCCUCAGGGUGCUGCGCAUGUUCCCUCGAAAAGCUAUGCCGGACAUGCCGGCAUACCGACAGAAGGGCUGGAACUAUGGGUCAAACUCCCUCCCCACAGCAGGUUCUGUGAGCGGAGGUGUAAGUCGAAGAGGACAGAGACCGUUUCCAAUGAGCCCUCGUGGAGUCCCAGCUGGGCGCUUGUGUCUGUCAGGCGGGAUCGGGGGCGUGUCUCCGCGCCACACACUCACUAAUCCAGCACUGGCCAGCCAGGGUAGACAAAACCUGUGGUUUGCCAACCCCGGGGGCAGUAACAGCAUGCCAAGUCAGAGUCGCAGCUCAGUGCAGCGGACACACUCACUCCCUGUCCACACAUCCCCACAAACCAUGCUCUUGUUCCAGCAGCAAGAAUGCCAAGUUCCAGGUUCAGACCUGGAGAUCAACCCUACGCUGGAGUCACUGUGCCUCAGUAUGACAGAGCAUGCCUUAGGGGAUGGAACAGACCGAACAUCAACAAUAUGACAAGACAAAAGGAAACAAAAAUACUUUGAGAUCUGUUCUGUUCAGCACAAAGAUAUAUGAAUGCUUCAGAAAACCAGGCUACGCAGUCACUACAAUAUGACAAAAAAACUGUGUAUAUGUUCUCUAAUAUUUUUGUACUUUAUUAUAUACAACUAAGUUUAUUAAAAAUGGAAUACAGAUGAUUAUUAUAUUGUAGAAUAGAGAAAUGGUUAACUGUCUCACCUGUGCCAUGCCACCUGCAGGACUGUGGCAUGAUGCGCAGCAGCUCAGUUUACCGUGGUUCGUGAAAACCGGUGGAUUGGUGCUGUCUUUAAGGGUUCUGCCCUGAAUCGCUCUUCUUCUCCCACUGCCUUGAAACAAGGCUUUCUAUUUACAAUAAACCGACGGCCACAGCCCCUGCACCGUAGGAUUUCUAGUUUGAACGUUUUCCAGCCAGAAGAAAGGCACUUUUCUGAGAUUAUCUUUAAAAAUUAGGCACUAAACUGCAAUUGGCCCCUAUGGUACACGCUCUGAAGUUUCACCGGUAAACGGCAGUUUUCUUCCCUGGCCAUGCUGGUCUCAAAGUCAGGACUCGGAACAUUGGACAGAUUUUCUUAGUUCUUUUUGUUGUGUUUGGUAUAUAUAUAUAUAAGGAAAACAACCAAGACAAAAGUGUUAGUACUGAUUUGCAAACAUUUCCCCAAUUUUUUAAUUGGGGAAAAGUUUGCAUCACCAUACAUAUAUAUAUAUAUAUAUAUAAUUAAAAAAUUGGGGAAAUGUUUGCAAAUCAGUACUAACAUUUUUGUCUCGGUUGUUUUCCUUGAACACGUGGUCAAAGUAAAAACGACUGUCCUAAACUUCUCCAAAGCCAAAGACGAGGGUCUGUGUGUGAUUGUUGAUUUGAGAAGGAUUUUUGUUGUGAGUUGCAGCAGAUUGGUAUAAUUAUAAAACAAGAAAGAAAAAAAAAAGCAGCAGUGUGAAAAACUAAUGCCAGCUGCUAAUUGUUUCUUUUAUUUCUAUGCCCUACAACAUAAAUGAUGAUGAAUCUCAUUUUGUGCCAGGGAAUUCCCUGAGGGGUUAGUGAGGGCCGGUGGGGUUUGUACUGCGCGAGAGCUGAUUUGAUAUCGAAUUGAUCAAAGCGAAGAGGCCAGAGUGUUUUCAAUUUACAACCCAACGCUGGGCGAGGGAUCUAAAUGAAACCCAUCUCGACCCUCUGGCUCCCUUAUGAUUGGCUUUGUAAAAAUGAAGCUUGAUCCUGUAAUAAACGCUCUGAUCGCAGCGCCUGGCCCUCACGGUGCCCUCUUCCUCAAAGGCCAAGUGAAGAUUUGAUGAGUCAUACUUUUCAAGGUGCUUGACGAUGUCCAUUUUUUUCUGUUUGUGUCUCGGUGUUUUUCAGUCUCAGAGCUCUAACGUUUUCAUGUGGUAUCAGUGUUGAAUCAAAACCUGUCCUAUACAGCCUCUGUUUUUGAAUGUGGCAGAGCCGGAAGGUGCAUGUUUGUGUGAUAUAGUCCUAACUCUUGAUUGCUUCAUAAGGCAGGGAUAACCAUUCAUAUAUUAUUUCAACAGAGCCAUAGGAGGUCUGUCUAGUAAAGAUGGUUAUUUACAGAUAUCUUUUCCAAUUGUAUUUUUUACUCUCCCUUGAUAUUGAUAACUUAUGCUUAUUUUCUAUUAUCGCAUGUUUUGCCACAUUAAUACAGCACUGUUGUAGAUAGAGGACAUGAUGGUUGAUGGUGCCUGGUGUCACCAACAGCUAGAGAGCAGUCAUCUUGCAACAAUUGCUGUGUGUUUGUAUCGCCUAAAUGUCACUGUUUACAUCUCUCUGGGAUAAAGCCCAACUCAUAUUAUGUGAUGUCAUGAGUAAUCCAUUGUCUUGCUAUGUAACACAUAAAAGAACUGAAGCCUUCUCACACUUGAGUUGGCCAGGCAGAGCCCGAAGAACCAAAUGUCCUCUGCCUCUCUAACCUGUGGACUCCAUAUGAGUCUCGGUCGAUUUUUACAUGUUAUAUUUGUACGGAUGAUGCGGUGAUCAGAAAGAAUAGCUUCUCUGGCCUUGUGAUAAAACCGUUAGCUGUCAUGUUCUUAUAAACUGUUCAUGUGGUGCCUGAAAUGCUAAAUUCCAACAUCUUUAACGUGUUUAUUUUAAUGGUGGUCGCAUUCAAGUCGCGGAUUUCUUCAGAGCAGGCUCUUGGAUAGAUCUGACUUAGUAAAAGCAUCACGCUCACACUUAGAAAGAACUCCAGUGUGUUAACGAUGCUGGCUUUAAGACGAACGGACUUAUUUUUUAAUUAUUCAUAAAACUUUAUCAACUGUGUUGUUACAAAUGGCUCAGAUUAUACUUUUCACAGCCUCUGUUGCUCUGGACCGCUGAUCCUUUUCUUCAAAGACACAGAGGUACAAUACAGCUUUCUGCGAGUGUGUUUGUAAUAGUGAUGCAGCAGGGGAUGUCAAUGCUUAUCUGAGCCACAGAUUGUGUGAUGAGUACCCGGAACACUAACAGGCCAAGGAAUAUGUUUACUUCAUGUUUACGUUCCAGUGAUGUGAGACAUGAGUUGGAAAAUGCACUUCAUAAGUUCAGCGUGGUGUGUAUAGUCACACCAAGCAUAAGCUAGGAGGUACAGAGCCUGUCACAUGGAGACAUCUACCAAGUGUUCCUGAAGUCCUUUGAAGUCCUACUGGGCUUAUAAUUGUUGAAAUAUUGCAGCCAGCUGUAGGUUACACUGCACAUAUUUGUCUUAUACAAUUUAUAUUUAAUUCUAAUAACUCCCCCAGACAUUUUCUAAUAUUUUGUGAACCUUUUGCAUUACAUGCUUACACUCUACUUUUUUACUGUCACUCAUGUGUGAAUGGUCUGAAAUGCAACAUCUGUCGGAUCAUUGACAGUCCAAAUAAAGAGGUUCAGUUCUUUUGCAAUUUCA